Messenger RNA from Wallemia mellicola CBS 633.66, 684 nucleotides. RefSeq lists its product as hypothetical. The transcript is spliced from 3 exons. Bases 286 to 624 code for a protein of 112 amino acids. Gene Ontology annotation, cellular component: endomembrane system. The record is from RefSeq and is a predicted model, not a curated record. Gene Ontology annotation, biological process: vacuolar proton-transporting V-type ATPase complex assembly. NCBI's taxonomy places the organism in Eukaryota, Fungi, Basidiomycota, Wallemiomycetes, Wallemiales, Wallemiaceae.
GUUGAGCUCGUGGAAAAGCUAAAUAAUGUAGCAAGAGGAAAUGGAGAGUAUAGAGAAGUUGAUGUCAGCACACUAACACAUGAAGAUAUUACAUAUAUUAUCAAGUUUGUGAGAAAACACAGUCAGACACUCCAAGAGAAAGGAAUAGAUACACGUCAAUAUAGCGUUGUGACGCUCCUUGCUGGUUCUACUAAUUCAGAUAACGCAAUACAAUCGUUCAAAGUAGGUAACUGGAGGAUAUAUGCUCAAUUAACACCAGAACAGAGCACGGAAUAUGAUGAGAAUAUGAAGAAGAUCAAAGAUGAGCUCAAUAGAAAGGCUUAUCUUGAGAUGGUCGGAUCUUCUCUAUUUCCUCAAGACGAGCAGAAGCGCAAGAGGAAGUCUGUAUACAAGGAGACGAAGGAUGAGCUACAAGUAAUUACAUCGGUGUUGUUUAGCAUGGUAGCUGUAGCAACUGCUAUAUGGUGGGCCGGUGGUACGAUGAAUCCGACAUAUAAAACAUUACUGGCGAUGUUUGGUGCUAUCGCAAUUGCAAUAGUAGAGACAGCGCUGUAUGUCAUAAUACAGAUGCGCAAAAGCGAGACUGGGAGGGAUACAGAGGAGAGAAAAAAGAAAUCACAGUAGAAUGUAUGAAUAAACUGUUGUAUGAAUAUUUUAUAUCGUCAAUCGAUGAUCAUCUGACCC